UCAGAUCAAUAUGGAUUUCAAACACCUAUAUCCGAAAGCUGAGAGUUUAUUAUUAAAAUAUGAUAAUUUUUCUGUAAAAAUUAUACCAAUUUUUGAAGACGAAAUAAAGGACCCAACUAGUCGCCAGACCUUAAGCGAAAUGAUGAAUAACGGACAAAAUUUAUCCGAAAAUGGACGUGUCUGUGGCAUUUUUCAUUUAAUUCACAGCCUUCUUAUACCAACAGCUAAACUCAUCACUGGCAGUGGAUCACAGAAGGCCAUUUCUCGUUUUUCUAUUCGGGACUCCCAAGCUAGCUUUCUUUUAGUUGGAUCAAGUGUAGCGGCAUGCGACGAAGAGAUUCUCCGGAGACAAAAAGAAAAAAAAAAAAACAUUCAACCACUGGUUAUUGUUACUGGACCAAUUUUGGAUCCUAAGGACAUUGUUGUAUUUUUCGAUGGUAUAAAGUUCAAACAAAAUUCAAUUAUUUUGGCAAUCGAUCUGUGUUUCAAAAUUUUUAAUUUAUUUAAUUUGGAAUACCCUACUGGUUCAAGUUUGGUUUGGGCCUUUAUUCGAAACUUUUUUUUAUAAAAUUGAGACUAGUUAUGAUAACAACCAUCCAAAAGUAAACUCACUAAUAAAUAAGUUAAAUAAAUCUUAAGUUCAGUAAUUAAUACAUACCUAUAAGUACACACACAAGAGAAUAAAAUUAAAACAUAUUCUUGUAUUUAAAAAAAGCUAUUUGUUUGUUUGUUUUGGUUAUUUACAU
This is a messenger RNA of Episyrphus balteatus (marmalade hoverfly), 746 nucleotides long. RefSeq lists its product as uncharacterized. The record is from RefSeq and is a predicted model, not a curated record. The transcript has 2 exons. Bases 11 to 568 code for a protein of 185 amino acids. NCBI's taxonomy places the organism in Eukaryota, Metazoa, Arthropoda, Insecta, Diptera, Syrphidae.